Molecule: messenger RNA, 2130 nt
Organism: Miniopterus natalensis
Lineage: Eukaryota; Metazoa; Chordata; Mammalia; Chiroptera; Miniopteridae
Gene: FDXACB1
Product: ferredoxin-fold anticodon binding domain containing 1
Biological process (GO): rRNA base methylation
Cellular component (GO): cytoplasm
Molecular function (GO): rRNA (uridine-N3-)-methyltransferase activity
Source: RefSeq, a predicted model, not a curated record
AUGGCCCCUCGGCGCCUCCUGUUGGUUGGGGAGGGGAAUUUCUCCUUCGCCGCCGCCGUGAGCGAGACCCUGGAUCCCGGGACUAGUCUAACUGCCACCUGCGUCCAGCGCCCGGAGGACCUGGCGCGAGACCCGGUGGCCCAGGAGAGCCUGCAGCGCCUGCGCCAGCGAGGUGCCAGGAUACGUUUUGGCGUGGACUGCACCCAGCUGGCAGAUGCCUUUGAACUGCGCGACAGGGAGUUUGAUCGAAUUUGUUUUAACUUUCCGCACUGUGGACGCAAAGCUGGGGUGGCUAGGAACAGGGACCUGCUUGCCAAGUUUUUCCAGAGCUGUGCAGAUGUUCUUGCAGAGGAAGGAGAAGUCCAUGUGGCAUUGUGUAGAGGACAAGGUGGGACUCCUGCUGAUAAUCCCAUAAGAGAAUGGCACAACAGUUGGCAAGUGGUUGCCAUGGCAGCUCUGGGGGGAUUCAUUUUAAGUGAUGUGCAUCCCUUCAACUGUGAGGCUGUGCCAGGGUACAAGUGCACUGGAUAUAGGAGCCAAGAUAAGUCCUUUCAUGUAGAAGGUGCUUUGAACCAUAUCUUCACCCGGAGCUUACCCUUUGAAGGCUCGCAACCGAGAAUCUUCAGAGUCAAACUGGGUGACCAAUGGUUUUCCUUUCCAGAACCAGAAGCACUUGUAGGCAAGUUGAACAGGGGUUUCCUAGAAGCAUCUUCCUGUCAUCCUAUCAAAACAAUAAAUGAGAAACUGAUUGCUGAACUGGGCAAAGCUUUCCCUCUAAAAAGGCUGAAGUGUUCCUCCCCUUUGUUGCCACAGGGAGAAACCAACAGUCUCACUUCCUGGAACCGUGACAUUCUAUCAGCUGCCUUUUGCAUUAAUCUCCUUGAGGAUAACUCAAGUUCUGAGUCCCUGGCUGGUGGGACAACAGAAAACAUGGAGGCCUUUCUUGUGUCAUUUUCAGAACUUAGCCUUCCCAAGAGCCCUGGAAGAGAUAAUAAGGAAGAGGCUCCUGAAGGAAUCUAUGGCCAAGCCAAGAUCUGGCUUAGGCCUUCUCUCCUAGUUCAUGUUCAGGCUGUCAUCCAAGCACCUGACUUCCUCCCAGGUUCUUUGCACAUCCUCAGUGGACCUGUCUUUCGGAAGUGCCACAUCUUGCCUUUCACAAUGCCAACAUUUCACGAGACUUUAUUUAUCCUUGGGUUUAAUCAGAAUAUGAAGGAUGGCUGUCUUCAGUCACUACUGGACCACCUGGAGGGCAUUCUAGAUAGCCUUCUGACACAGACAUUGCUGGAGGGCUCUAAACUGGGCAGUUCAGUAGAAUUUGUCUUUCAGCCAAAUGGGAAAGAUUGUAUGAUUAAGGUGAAGUCUCAUAAUUUUGGCACAGUUUGUGCCAAGGAUCUGAUUAUUGGGUCUGUUACCACAUCUGUUCCAACCAUUAUACACAAAGACCAGUGUUUUGUGUUUGUGUCUAUGAACUUGGACUUAUUAGCCAUGCUUGUUUGGGGUAUCUCUGACUGGAGGAUGUUGUGGACCUUUGAUAAACGUUUCCUGAAGAAUUUUGUCCCUGGGAAAAUAGAACCCUUUAAAAGCCAUUCCCUAUAUCCUCCGAGCUAUGUGCAUGAUAUUAGUUUUUGGAUAGAUGAAAAGAAAGGAUUUGAUGAACUAGAGUUUCACACUGUGGCCCGAGCAGUGUCUCAAGACACUGUCAUAUCCAUAGAAUUUCUUAGUCGUUAUCAGCAUCCUGAGACUGAACAGGUCAGUCUCUGCUAUAGACUGACCUACCAGACCUGUGACAAGGCCCUUACCCAGCAGCAGGCAGCAUCAAUGCAGUCCCAAUUUAGGAAAGAGAUUCAACAGCGACUACAUGUGACACCUCGAUAGUUUAGUAAAUUCAUUUCUGCAGUGUGAUCCUCAUGGGUGUGGGAUGAAAAAAAACCAAUUUGUGACUGGGAGUCCUUUCUGGACUGUUUUUUGUAAAAUAUUUUACCUUGUGAGUAUUGACUCUAAAGAUACCAGUGACUCCAUCGCUUAAACUUAUAGACUGUAAUGUGAUUGGUGACCUUUAGAGUUGUGCAGUAUUUUGAUCCUGAGUAAGGACUAGGAAAACAAAUAAAACAUCAUCAUGUGCCCUGGCCA